This is a messenger RNA of Zonotrichia albicollis (white-throated sparrow), 1325 nucleotides long. The record is from RefSeq and is a predicted model, not a curated record. Lineage: Eukaryota; Metazoa; Chordata; Aves; Passeriformes; Passerellidae.
GCCCGGCCCCGCGCUUCUCCCCGCGACACCGAGCCGGAGCACAAGCAGCUCUCCCCGUCACCCCCUCGCCGCUGGAUGGUGCCUUCGGAUACCGCAGAGCGUUCCUCUAGUUAAACACACCUUUUCUUGGAAUUCUUUUUUUGCCCUCUAUUAGCCAAGAAAAACUUUGCAACUUUGCUUCGCUGUCGGAGAGGAGCCGCCGCCGCUGCUGCGUUUCAUUUUGUUUUUUUAAUUCGAGGUCACGUGUGCGCUGACAGUGUCUUUGAUUCCAAGCGAUGGUCUCGUCUCCAGCUUAGGAAGAGCUUUUGAGCUCUUCCCUCUGUUGUUUUCUCUCUGUUCAGGAACAAAGAGAUUUUUCUGCCUUUAAUUAAAAGGAAUAUUAAUUCCCCGCUCCUUUGUGGAGCGACUCGAAGACACUCUGCGAACGCCCGUCUGCUCGGCGCCGCGGUGGGCGAGCUGUGCCGCGGUGCGGGGCAUGGAGGAGCGGGGGAGCCAGCCCGAAAGCCCGCGGCACGCACGGAGCAGCGGCCGCGGAGGAUGCUGACAGCCUCGGUGCUCGGGUGAGCAGCCCAUGGAGCCGAGCUGCCGCCUGGGGCGGGCUCUUGGAGCCUCGGAGGUUUGUGAGGCAGGAAUCCUGCCGCGAGUUUGCACACAGGGAGAGGUUCCGUGCCUGGGGAGGCGAGUGGAGGUGAGCUGGGCUGUGCCAGGGGGGUUUGCCCUGCCGGCUGCCUCCCGUGCUGGCAGAUAACGCGGAGACAGCCGCCAUGCCCGACUCGCCGGCCGACGUGAAGACGCAGGCGCGCUCCUCGCCGCCCAGCAUGCCCCCGCCCGCCGCCCAGGGAGCCUCCCGCCACCCCUCCUUCACUCCCAGCACCAAUCGAGACGCUGGCCCUCCGACGUUUCUGCCUCGCGGCCGUUUUCAUGGUUGCUUGAAAUGGUCGAUGGUCUGUCUUUUGAUGAACGGGAGCAGCCACUCACCUACCGCCAUCAAUGGGGCUCCGUCCACCCCCAACGGGUUCAGCAACGGGCCAGCCACCUCCUCCAGCGCCUCCCUGUCCACCCACCAGCUCCCUCCAGCCUGUGGUGCCCGCCAGCUCUCCAAGCUGAAGCGCUUCCUCACCACCCUGCAGCAGUUUGGGAACGACAUCUCCCCCGAGAUCGGGGAGCGGGUGCGCACCCUCGUCCUGGGGCUCGUGAACUCCACCCUCACCAUCGAGGAGUUCCACGCCAAGCUCCAAGAGGCCACCAACUUCCCGCUGCGACCCUUCGUCAUCCCCUUCCUCAAGGUGGGUCUCCAGCCUGGGCAGGAGAAGCAGCUGCGUUAA